GUUUAAAGCACAAUUAAUCCACAGUGAGCUGGAUGAAUGUCCCUUUAAGAGGAAGGAAAUGAAACGAGAAGCCAGCCGGAACUGCUUCCUUGUUACCCCCGACUAUCAAAACAUUCGUGCGCUAUGGGAGAGUCCGCGUCCUCGGAAAUCCAUUUUCUAAUGUGAAAUUCGGCGUUAGUCGUCAGGAAAACUUCGCGAACAUCGUCUCCUCCGCCAUGCUCCAGCUGAACGACACGGUGGACCCGGAGAGCCCGGGUGCUGCGGUUCUCCUCCACGCAGAGACCGAGGAGGGGGUCGAGGUCGCCUUCACGCCUCCGGAGGCCGCCGGACGGGGCUUCGGACACGCAGCUUCCGUGGCCUGCUGCCCCCCGUUACAAACGCUCACGCCUUUUCAUGUGCACAACCCCACGAUGCAAGCGAAAGUCAAGGACUACUUCGUGUUCAGGCCAGGUACCAUCGAGCAGGCUGUGAACGACAUCCGGACCGUGGCGCUCCCAUCCGAGGACGGGGAGGUGCUCAGCGUCUGGCUGCUGGCAGAAGUAGACCAUUGGAACAACGAGAAGGAGAGACUUGUUCUAAUAACCGAUAAGUCUCUGCUAGUGUGCAAGUACGACUUCAUUAAUCUGCUGUGCCAGCAAGUUGUCAGGAUAUCCCUCAACGCCGUAGACACCAUCUCCGUGGGGGAAUUUGAAUUCCCACCGAAAUCUCUCAACAAAAGAGAGGGCUACGGGAUUCGCGUUCAGUGGGACAAACGUCCCCGAGCCUCUUUUCUCAACCGCUGGAACCCUUGGUCCACAGACAUGCCGUACUCCACCUUCACAGAGCACCCCAUGGCCCGCGCCGAUGAGAAGGUGGCCUCCCUCUGCCAGCUGGACAGCUUCAAAACCCAGCUGAUACAGGCGGUGAAGAAAGCCCACAAGGAGCACCCCAUCCCCGGCCGGGCUAACGGCGUCCUGAUCUUGGAAAGACCCCUGCUGAUCGAGACCUAUCUGGGCAUCAUGUCUUUCAUCAACAACGAAGCGAAGCUGGGCUACUCCAUGACGCGUGGCAAAAUCGGCUUCUGAGUUUCUCAUGGGAUUGUCCCCGUCUGUCUUUGUUAAACUGCACUGUCUGACAGAAGCUGCGGUUCAGUACAGCUUGCCUGUGUGUGUGUGUGUGUGUGUGUGUCUCAGUCGAGCCCGUGACAUGUCCACACUUCCUUAAUUUGGUGUUGGAGACGUGUGGUCUGGCUGCAGCAGGUAAAAGACAGUUGGAGCUGUAAUGACUGCCAUUUUAUUUUAUUCACUGCUUUCCAUUAAAAAUCUGCAGAUCAACCUCACACUCCCCUCUCUGCAGCAGAUGCUGUAUGCAAGAUAACUUGCAAAACUCCUAAACUCCUUGUAGAUUUAGUAAGUUCCUGAAACUUAGGGGUCAUUUCAGAUCUUAAAUGGGUUUAAUUAGGAAUUGGCUUUGUUUGAGUUUUUAUCUGCAGCAACAAACCAUGAAACAAUGUUAGUUAAAACAAUUGUGUUAGACUUGGUGCAUUACAUGGUACUGAACUCCAUGGCUGCAUUAUUUCAAAAGGGAAUUUGCCAAUUAUGUCAUAUGAUAAACACAAUAAGGAGACUAACAAACAAAUUGCUUUUCUACAUCAACAACAUGCGCACAGUGAAAGUUACAUGUUGUUUUAUUUCAUUAUGUUUAAUUUUCUUGAGUAAGGAGAAAGGAUUUGUUACUGGUGUUCUAUGCAGGAGUUUGGAUCUUGUUCCUUUUUGUUUUGCUUCCAGUAAACCAUGUUUCCUCCUAAAGAACAUUGAGCUACAGAUUAUUAAAACUUGGCCAUUUUUGAUGAAGGCAAGUUGAAAAAUGCCUUGAAGUAGUGCAAUGAAAAAACCUGGGUUCUAUUUUAACAUAAUUUGCCAAAGAUGACCAUGUUUGGUCCUUUUUCACUUCAUUGUAAUUUGACAAACUUCUAUGCUCAACAUCUUUAGGAACUCUAAAGUGUUGCACACCAUUAUCACCUGAGGCAAAGCUACAAAUUUCAGCUCACAACGCCAAAAACCAAGAUCAGCAUUAAGUGUAAACUAAAGGCUAUAUGGUAAUAAACCAAACUGUUUUAAUGUUUUUACAUUUUCAAAAGCUGAAGACCCAUACCCUUUCUUAUUUUAUUUCUAAAGCUACCCAGACCUGUAAAUUACCGAAAGGAAAUUCUAAACUUUUUUAAGCCUGCAUAGGAACCAUGGAGAAAAUUGAGAGAUUUAGCAAAGUAAAUAAAUAAUGUCAACCCAUGGCAAAGUGAGAGUAGCAGCAUUUCUUCAGACAUGAUGCAAAGAGUACUUCAGGUAUUGGAACAAAAUGUAUUCUUAAGAAAACCAGGUAUCAGUGAAGCAAACUCAAUUACAUUUGUUGUGGAGCAAUAGAAAAAAUGUCACCAAAGAUAAAAAUGCUCAGUAAAAGACACAUCAUGUCUGGUGCCUAGUGUAGGAUAGAUUUAAAAUUGGUUCAGUUCGUCAGGUCCAGAUUUAACAAUGAUUUGUGCCAAAAACAUCAGUUGCCUACCGAGACGUCCUGAAUGGCUCGGCUUUCACCUUAACCGAUUCACCAAGCCUUAAAUGGUGAAAAUAUGGUUCAACCAGAAUGAGCCAACAUUUCCAUACCAACAUUGACGAAUCCACAGAAUCCAAACUUUAUCCGCAAUGAGAAUUUUUGAGAUGUGCCUGAGAAGAGUGAGUAGCCAGUUCCUCCUUUAUCCAAAUAACUUCGUUUUUUAAAAAUCUAGGUCAAUGCCUGUCCAACCAAAAAAUUCAAAACAAGCAAACCUAACCAGAUGUCUCGCAGCACAUUUUUCUGUCCUUGCGCAUGGUCCUUGCACGCCAAGUUUGCAUGACAGAUUUUUUUGUUGUUGUUGCACAAUAUAACUUAUGUUUAGUUGUAAAUAAGUGUUCAUCUGUAUUUUUAAAAUUAACGUAUGAAUGCUAAUACAAAAUGUCUUAUGUAUGCCAGUUGAAAAGUAUUUUAUUUAAAAAAAGAAAUGUCUUGUUAAAAUGUUUUGAGGCUUCGAUUUGAUCUCUGUUUGCAGCUCAGCAGCCAAGACUGAAAAGAAGUAAUAAAGACGUUCCUGUUUUUCUAAUG
This is a messenger RNA of Poecilia latipinna (sailfin molly), 3111 nucleotides long. It is a transcript of the gene tprg1l, whose product is annotated as tumor protein p63 regulated 1-like. The transcript has 7 exons. Gene Ontology annotation, cellular component: cytoplasm. Lineage: Eukaryota; Metazoa; Chordata; Actinopteri; Cyprinodontiformes; Poeciliidae. Bases 216 to 1064 code for a protein of 282 amino acids. The record is from RefSeq and is a predicted model, not a curated record.